UUUUCACACUGUAAUUCCCCCGUGCGAUUGCUCUUCAGGCCUGGGACGUUUUCUGCACGCGGCUUCCUGGGUGUGGUCCCUCCCCUCUUCCCCGCCUGGCUUGCCAGUGUUUCCAGCAUAGAAUCUGUUCUGAAUUAAUUUGUCUCUGAAACGACUUAGAAUCAUAUUGAUACUUUUAAAGACCCCUGAUCAUAACAUUGCUGAUUGAAAUGAGUGAUUUCACUUAAGCUUUGGAGGGAAUAACUGGUCAGCUAGCUAACUUGGCACAUCUCCAAGCCAUAUCAUGUAUUCUUUGUUCUUUCCUUAAGAAUUGUCUUAAGAGCCUGGAUAUACAUAUUAUAGCUCAGGGCCAGAGCCCUUGCCUGCCAUUUAUGUAGCCCUGGGUUCAAUCUCUGAUACUACAAAAGCAAAUAAACAAAAACUUUGUAGCCAAAAGGUUACCUUCCCAGAAACUGUGGGAUGGGAGAGAGUGAGUUAAGAACCUUGACUCUGGAAUGCCCACCAAGAUCAGGGGCAGCAGGCAGGUCCUGGCCCUGCAGUGGGCACCUCUCAAUCUGAUGCCAUUCCAGCAGACACUGCUCUGAGAGUCUCCUUAGUCCACGAGGGAGAAGCAGCUAGAGCAGCUGUGACUCAGAAGGCCUCCAGUCUUGAGUUACAAAAGGACCCAGGCCUAGCACAGCCUGAGCAGUCUGCAGUGCUGAGCUUGCUGUGUCUGUGCGUGUCUGCUCUCAGCAGCUCUGCUGACAAUGGGAAGCUGUGGACAAGCUGUGAUGACUCUGUUCCAUCUAGACCCCUCCCAUGAACUGGGAACGUCAGGCUUCGGCUGCCAGGUAGCAGCGCCUCGCACCAGAGCUUCAGGACUGUUGAUGGGACCUGAGCCACUGAUAACAAGCUUGAUCCACAGUACCCAUCCCUCACCCUCCCCGGACAGGAAUAUUGGAGGAUUUUUUGCUUAAAAAAAAGUUUCCUUCUUUGUGACAGGGUCUCGCUUUGUAGCCUUGGUUGUUCUAGACUCAGUAUAUAGCCAAGGCUGACUCCAAACUUGAGGCAAUCCUCCUGCCUCAGCCUUCCAAGUGUUGGGAUUACAGAUGUGUGAACAGCUCAGAAAGUUUUGAUACUUAGACAAGCAGCCCGAGUCACCUUCCUUCCUACAGGGGUCUGAAGUGUAGUAGCACCUGGUGUUCUCUGAGUGAGCUGCAGGGGAAAGAGGGAUACCCGGAGCACUCCGGACAUUAGGGAAGAUGUUGCUUCCCGCCUGCUUUGGGGGAUAUCUGUGAGAAGCAAAGUGUGGGUCAGUGUGUGGAACCGAGAUAAGGCCAGCAGCCACAUGGGCAGGCGAAGAGACAAAGGCAGUGCCGUGCUGAGCAGGAGAGCCCCAGCCAGCCUCACCCUGUGCAGAUGCACCUUUUCUGUUGAGUUCUGGCCAACAGAUGGGGGCUGCUGUACAGAACAGUCAAGCCUUAACAGGGGGGCUGCGUAAUUACCAGGGUAAUGCGGGGUUGACAGUGGCCACAGGCAAGCACUGCUGUCUGCAGACGACAGAACUCCACAGCUCCUCCUAAUUGCCAUGUAGACACUUGGCCUGCAAUCAUGAGAUGCUUAAAAAGCUUUCCUUAGGCUGGGGACAGAACCCAGGAUUUUACGAGCUAGGUAGAUGCUGUGUGUCUAUGAAGCUGCUCUACUUAAAAGCCUAGCUACACUUGUCCUUAGCUAAGAGGUCAGGAAUCCUGCCUGCCGCCCUCACACAUGCACACAGUGUGUAUUUUUAAAAGCCAAGUUUGUAAGUGCUUAUGGUGAGGUUUCCAAUUUUGUUUCAGUUUUGUUUUUUAAGGUGGUUUUUGUUGACAUGGUAUCUCAUGUAGACCAGGUUAGCCUGGAACCUGCUGUGUAGCUGAGAGUGACCUUGGAUUUCUGAUCCUUCUGUUUCUACCUCCCUGAUGCUGAGGUUAUACGCGUUUACCACCACACCUUGCUUCCAUCUUUUCUUUUCUUUUCUUUUCUUUUCUUUCUUUCUUUUUUUUUUUGUUUGUUUUUGUUUUGUUUUGUUUUUAUUUUUUCGAGACAGGGUUUCUCUGUGUAGCCCUGGCUGUCCUGGAACUCACUCUGUAGACCAGGCUGGCCUCGAACUCAGAGAUCCACCUGCCUCUGCCCCCCGAGUGCUGAAAUUAAAGGCAUGCGCCACCACCGCCCUUCUCUUCUCUUCUCUUCUCUUCUCUUCUUUUCUUUUUUGAGACAAGGUCUCUCACUUUGUAGCCCUGGCUGACCUGGAAAUCUCUAUACAGCAGGCUGGCCUUGAACUCAUGGAGAUCUGCCUACUUCUAGCUCUGCUUCUGCCUCCCAAGUGCUGGCAUUAAUGGUGUGCUGCACCCAGCCCAUUGCUCUAGUUUUUUGAGUGUUUACAACACCAUUUUUCUCAUAAACCCAUAGGCUGCCUGUCGUAGCCUCUGCACUUCAGAGAACACAGACAUGUCUGUGUUUGCCUUGAGUAGGCUACAGUACCUUGACAGCCUAGUCUCCUCUUUCCCCCCUUUCCCUUCCUCUCCUCCGUCUCUCUCUCUUCUUUCUUUUGCCUGUCCUGUCCCUCCCUGAGCCCCAGUGUCCUGUCUUUUCAGGUCUUGUUGGUGUUACUAACUUUUGAGGGAAAGAAUAAUGGAACACAUUUUUAGCUUGAGCUAGUUGUGUGAAGCCCUUCAAGGACAGGGUCCUAAGGGUAGAUGUCGAACCACUGCUGGCCGGGCCUUGUAGGGAGAAAGACCCUCCACCAAUUGAGUUCCCAACAGGCACCAGUGUGAUGUGCUGGCUUCUCUCCACAAGGCUUGUCUUCAGCUUUGUCUUCUGAAGAGUGUGACUCGGAUGUGGAGCUGCUGCGCAGUGAGCACCUGAGCCCCUCCCAGCAGCACCUCCAGCGUCUGUGUUAGCUUUCCUUCUCUCCCUGCAUGCCUGUGGAGCCUGAUGCCAGACUUCUGGUCAGAAGGCUGCCGUAGCUAACAAAGUACGCUGCCCAGGCUUCUCACUGUGAACCUGCAGUCUGUUCACCACAGAGAAGGGUUGUUGGCUCAGAAGGCUGAGGAGGCUUGAGCUCAGCACCUCCAGGACAUAUUCCUCUCGGACCUCGGGGCAGCUCUCCCCUCGCUGCUGUCCGCUUCCCCUUGUUUAUUCAUGUGGAACACAGACAGCUCCGAGCCCCUCACCAGGGUCAGUCUUCUCCCAGUGACCUGGUAAAGCUAGUCCAAGCUUGUGUACUAUCCCCACCCUGGGGCCCUCACCGCAGAUGGCUAGAAGGCAGGAAGACAGCUCCCGUAGGCUGUGGGUGCUGAACAGGGAGACCAGAGGCUGCCUGCCUAGUGCACUCUAUUGAAAACCUGCAGAGCACAACCCACUGCCACUUAGGGCACAGUUGAGCCAUUGAUCUUCCUUGCUGUUACUAUGUGUGGCAAGGACAAAAAGGUGGCAAGUCUGGGCCUGGGCCUGGCUGGCAGUGCAGGGCCUGAGGGCCGUGGCCACCUGGCUGCUGGGUGGAGCUGCUUUCCCGUAGUCCUCUUCCCUCCCCGGCUGCCUGCCUUCUGUCUGUGGCUCUGGCUUAUGCUCACGUAGAUCCUGAGAACACAGCCAAGAGAGGGGCAACAGGCAGCUCGCAUGCAUGUGCUCACUGUUGAUGAGGGAGGCAGGGUGUGGGAACCGGAGGGGACACCCGGCGGGCUCUGGUUUUCUCCUGGCCGCCUCAGACUCCUGCACCCAUCACCAGAGCUGCCAAGUUAUGGAGUGAUAACUGAGGGGGAGGGGUGACUGGCCACCAGCAUGUUUCUUUCCGGAGGGUUACUCAGUCACCCCAGUCAAGUGAUUCCAACCGCACCUCCUCUGGGGGUCACGGUUCCACGCAUUUUCUUAUGUCUUUGGUUUUCUGAAAUAGUCUUAUAGCUCAGGCUGACCUGGAACUUGUGUGUUGCUGAAUGUGACCUUGUACUCCACACCCUCACCUACACCUCCUAAGUGUGUGCACCUUACAAGCGUGUGCUCCUAUGCCUAGUUUAUGUUGCUCGGGAUCAGACUGAGGGCCUCAAGCAUGCUUAGCCAUUGCUCUAGCCCAGCUCCCACUUUCUAAUCUGGCCUGAGGCUCUGCUUCCAGCUACUCUGCCCUCCAGGACAGGGCUCUGGCUCCGGGCUAGAGAGUAAGAAUAGGAAAGCUUGGGGCCAGUGCCUACACAGUAGGGAGAGGGUUGCUGGUGAGCUUGGUGGCGCUCAGUACUGGUAGCAGUGCGCCCUAUGGUCAAGUGCUGCCUAUAAGACCCGAGGGCCCAGCUUCCAGUCAGCAGCCCAGGCUGCACCCUCUGGUGGCCACUGGCUUUUGGCACUUUCUUGGAUAUUGCAAAUCUGAGUGGAGGCUGGGUUUGGUCACAGUUGGCACAAGUGACCUGAUGGCCAAGGAGGCUGGGCAGUGCAUGCUAGGGAAAGUCGACUUCCGUGCGGCGGUGCUAGAACAGAGUGUGGUGCAGCUGGGAAACCAGGCUCAGCACUGUGUCCUGGCCUCCUGCUCCUGUGCUAGUUUCGCAUUUGGCUCCCUGAUAUCUGCAGUCGACCCAGUCGCCACUAUUGCGAUUUUCAACGCACUGCAUGUGGACCCUGUGCUCAACAUGCUGGUGUUUGGAGAAAGCAUUCUCAACGAUGCAGUCUCCAUCGUCCUCACCAACACGGCUGAAGGUCUAACAAGAAAACAUAUGUCAGAUGUCAGUGGGUGGCAAACGUUCUCACAGGCCCUUGGCUACUUCCUCAAAAUGUUCUUUGGCUCCGCAGCACUUGGCACGCUGACUGGCUUGAUUUCAGCAUUAGUGUUGAAGCACAUUGACCUGAGGAAAACGCCUUCCCUGGAGUUUGGCAUGAUGAUCAUUUUUGCUUACCUGCCAUAUGGGCUGGCAGAAGGAAUCUCACUCUCAGGCAUCAUGGCGAUCCUGUUUUCUGGCAUCGUGAUGUCACACUAUACACACCAUAACCUCUCCCCAGUCACCCAGAUCCUCAUGCAGCAGACUCUCCGAACUGUGGCCUUCCUGUGUGAAACGUGUGUGUUUGCAUUUCUUGGCCUCUCCAUUUUUAGUUUCCCUCACAAGUUUGAAAUUUCCUUUGUCAUCUGGUGCAUAGUGCUGGUCCUGUUUGGCAGAGCCGUCAACAUCUUCCCUCUGUCCUACCUGCUGAACUUCUUCCGAGAUCACAAAAUCACCCCCAAGAUGAUGUUCAUCAUGUGGUUCAGUGGUCUUCGAGGGGCCAUCCCCUAUGCACUAAGCCUGCACCUGGGCCUGGAGCCCAUGGAGAAGCGUCAGCUCAUCGGCACCACCACCAUCGUCAUCGUGCUCUUCACCAUCCUGCUGCUGGGCGGCAGCACCAUGCCCCUCAUCCGCCUCGUGGACAUCGAGGAUGCCCGGGCUCGCCGAAGGAGCAAGAAAGACGUCAACCUCAGCAAGACUGAGAAGAUGGGUAAUGCCAUCGAGUCAGAGCACCUGUCAGAGCUCACUGAAGAAGAGUACGAAGCUCACUACAUCAGACAGCAGGACCUCAAAGGCUUCAUGUGGCUGGAUGCCAAGUACCUGAACCCCUUCUUCACACGGCGGCUGACACAGGAGGCCCGCAGAGGACGGCAGUUACCAGCCUCCUUCCUGCUUCUCUGCCAGGCCACAGAGAAAGCCUUGGAAGGCUGCUUGCUCAUCUCACACCAUGCCUGGGCCAUGCCUUCCUCACCUCUGGAGCAGCAGCUGGCAGGCACAUCUGCCAUUUGUCCUGGAAUUGUCACGGUGCCUUGGUGUCAGCAGCAGUAACUUGGUGCCAAGGCCAAGAGAGAACAGCCCCUGGUCUGCGUCUGUGUCCCCAAGAGAGAGGCUGAAGGACUUUCUCGACAUGGUCCUGGCACUUCCCAGCCUGCUUUUGGGAAGGCUCCUAUGGCCCCUGUGGGCACAAUGAAAAUGUUUACACUGAUGCAUGGCAGGGUUCAGCCUGAAUGCUUCUAGCAAAGGUGUUCACCCAUCCCCUGGGUUUGGAGUGUUCUCUGAAGAGACAAAAUGGAACCCAAGUGUGGGAGUCACCUCCACGUCCCCUCUCCUAUCUCCCACUGCCUCAUCUCUCAUUCUUCUGUCUCCCCAGCGGCCUCUUUCUAGACCCUGUAAUGUGAAGCUCCUUCCACCCAGCUGCUGGUCAGAGCCCAGCUUUGUCUUUUACCAGUUUCUGGAGCUUGGGUCCUCUGCCCUCCAUGCCACGGCCCCAGCUCUCCAGGGCACUGGGGCCGUGCUCUCCACUUGGGCCACUUGGAUUCCGGGGACUUUGGGUCACAGAAACACACACCCAUGCAUGUCGCAGGAUAAGGGGCUGGAUCCUACCACAAGCAAUGGUUGUUGCCUGAUGUCCUCACCUGCCCUUUUACGAGUGGUGCCCUCUGCCCAUCCGUGGCCCUUCAGCGACUACCCAUGUGGGCCUUCAUCCGCCACUGUACUCUGGGUGGCUUAGUUGUAUAUGGCCCUGACUCACAAUGGGGACCAAGUAGGCCUUGAUGCAGGUGUUUCUAACCUCAGGUACUGUGGUUCUGAUGUUGGGAAGGACAGCCAGGUCUCUAAUGCCCUGCCACCUCACUGUGCUGCAGAAGUCGGUGAAGUUGGAAACAUGCAGUUUGCUUCUGUACAGCAGCUCACGUGUCCUUGGCAAAGCCAAGGUAUGGUCCUCUUCCUUGUCUCUCACCUUAGCCCUGGAACUGGAGCCGCUCACUUUGUGGCCUUGUGUAAUGAUGGGGUUAAGGGGCUGUGUUCAGGCUGGGUUGUUCUCUUUCUGAGAACUCAGGUUCCAUCUUUGAGAUGAAGAAUCAGGGUAUCAUUCCGUUGGCCCCUUGUCUCCAGGUCUCCUGUCCCUGGUCCAUCAUUCUUGGCCCCUCCUUCUAGCUGAGACCUGAAGCCAGCUUCCCAGAGCUUGGUGAGAAUGUUAGCUCUGCACACCAGCUUCACUGAGCACCAGCUCUGCUGAGCACCAGGAGGUGCCUCUGCCUCUUGCUGGAGGACAUAAGCUUAGCACCCUGAGAGACUGUCCAGCCCUUCAGAGCCAUUGGCCAGGGAGCAAAGUGCUAGAUGCCUUUCCUUUUUCAGACGUUUUACCUGAGAGACAAACUGCUGCCAGCACCUCUCAGACCUGCUCGUUCUGAUGUGUGCGUGCGGUGGCAAAAGCGCAGAUGCUACAAGAUGCUGCCCCAGUUGCAUUUCAGGUCUAGGCCAAGGGGCAGGCCAGCUGGGCACACAGAAGCUAAUAUACUUAAGAGUAGGGAGGGACAUGGGUGCCCUUGGGUACCUGGCACUUUAGCCAGUAAGCAUGCCACCCUGUACUUGCUGGUGGUCCAUCCCUGCACUAUUUCCAAGCCAGGUCUUGGGAUCAGUGACUUGCUUCCUGCAGUGCUGUGGUCACAGGCCCCUCCAGUCAGCCAUGUCUAGCAGCUUGGCAGGCUGAGGGGCUCGGUGUGCAGAUUUCUUUUUGUGCAGCAGAAUGCCAAGAGACUGAGCAGAGAGUCUUCUUAAAACCUACCCUAAGGGCUGCCAGGUCCAUGUGCCCGUGGUAGGUCUGGGGCCAGGCAGCUGCUGCUGUCCUGAUCCCCCCUCCCUUAGCUAUGGAUCCUUGUAGUAGAGGUCAGCCGCUCCUGGCGCAAACAGGAUCCAGUAGCUGUCUGCCACCCACGAGGUUUCUAAGAUACCAUGUGGAGACAGGGUCCUCCCCAUCCUUUUCAGAAAUAGCAGCUUGUUUUCUCUGCUGGCAUGUGUCCAGGGCACCAGGUCCCAGCAGGGGGAGGCAGACUGUUAACUGAACGCGCAUAGGAACAGGAGGCAGCGAGAGCCUGUGGGAGGAAGGGCCUUCUAGUGACCCUGCUUCUCCAUCCUGCCUCCCUCCUGUCCACCCAGUUUCAGAGUUGGGAGGGGAGGAGCCAUGGCUCCCUCACCCAGGCUUGGUGGCUGUGGCCCUGUUUUAGAGCCAUGGCAGCACAGGCUGGUGAGUGGUAGAGUUGUACUGAAGGCUCUCUUCACAAGCCUGGGUUUCUUUCUUCUCUGACAUGGAGGGUUUUGGAAGCCCUAGUUUUCUGUUGUGAUUUAAGGAGACUGGCCGGGAGCCAUUGUUCAAGGUCCCUGAGGCCUUUGCUGCUUUGGGAAGGGCCUGGGGUCUGAGCUUGGGGGGGGGGGAAGCUGUCGCUCCCUCAUCUGGAGCUUCCCUCUUGCCUGUCUACUCCCCUCACCCUCACUGCUGAAUUGGGGGAAGGGUGCCCCAGGUCACAUGACUGGAUAGUUAGAAAUAAAGUGCUAUGUAGUCAGCUGA
Molecule: messenger RNA, 8322 nt
Organism: Mus musculus (house mouse)
Lineage: Eukaryota; Metazoa; Chordata; Mammalia; Rodentia; Muridae
Gene: Slc9a8
Product: solute carrier family 9 (sodium/hydrogen exchanger), member 8
Exons: 10
Coding region: 4416-5804 (462 amino acids)
Biological process (GO): monoatomic cation transport; regulation of pH; sodium ion transmembrane transport
Cellular component (GO): trans-Golgi network membrane; Golgi membrane; acrosomal vesicle
Molecular function (GO): potassium:proton antiporter activity; antiporter activity; sodium:proton antiporter activity
Source: RefSeq, a predicted model, not a curated record